This is a messenger RNA of Orbilia oligospora ATCC 24927, 540 nucleotides long. RefSeq lists its product as uncharacterized. Bases 1 to 540 code for a protein of 179 amino acids. The record is from RefSeq and is a predicted model, not a curated record. NCBI's taxonomy places the organism in Eukaryota, Fungi, Ascomycota, Orbiliomycetes, Orbiliales, Orbiliaceae. The transcript has a single exon.
AUGUCGGCUUCAUCGAUAGAGGCACUAAAUCCCCUCCCCGUCCCCUUCCAGUUCUCCACAAAUCCGCUCUGCACCAACGACUGCAUCCCCAUCAUCCUCUCCUCUCGCUACUGUUCUUCUCUCUUUCCUGAUUCCUCAUCCUUCGAAAAUAUCACAGCCUACAACCGCUGUUUCUGCAAUAACCCCUACAUCCUCCCUCUAACAACCGGUCUCCAAUGUUCCUUCCUCUGCGGUCACGAUAACCGUGCCAAAAUCAUCGACUUCAUCAAAGGUCCCCUCGGUUGUGGCACUUAUCCUCCCUGGAAUACUAUUUCCUCAUCGAUCCCCGAUCCUGAGUCCUUCGCUCCGGAUUAUUCACCGGCUGAAAGGUGGUGGAGAAAAUGGUCGGAUGGUGAGAGGUUUGGAAUUAUCCUUGGAUGCUUCUUGGGCGCCUGGUUUGCCGGGUUCUUCAUCUUUGGGGUGCUUCAGAGAUCUGUCCAGAUAGCUAAGAAUCUUAGACAGAAUUGGAAGCAGAGGAAUGUUGUGUGGCUUAAUCGAUGA